AACAUUUCUUCGUGAUCGUCGUACAAGCAAAGAUACAUCGACGCUUCUAAUCUAAUAAACCCUCUCUAAAUCGUAUCAACAUCACCAACUUUCUCUCAUAAUCUCCGCCAUCUCAUCCUCCGAUACCUCUCUAUUUCACCGAUUUCCGAGCAGUUCCCCGGUUCAAGAACACCACUCUCUUUCUCAACAAUCUCUCCCUGAAUGAGCUUUCAGGACAUCGAGGCCGGCAGGCCUCUCGCUUCCCGCCGCAACCUCAUCAACGGCAACCAACAAGACCCCACGCAGGCGGUUGCCGCCGGCGUAUUUCAGAUCAACACCGCCGUCUCAACGUUCCAGAGGCUCGUUUACACCCUCGGAACCCCCAAAGACACCCCCGAGCUUCGCAAUAAACUGCACAAGACGAGGCUUCACAUUGGACAAUUGGUGAAGGAUACAUCGGCAAAACUUAAGCAAGCUAGUGAGAUUGAUCAUCAUGCUGGUGUUAAUGUAACCAAGAAGAUAGCAGAUCAAAAACUUGCCAAAGAUUUUGAGGCAGUGUUGAAAGAAUUUCAGAAGGCACAGCGACUUGCAGCUGAGAGGGAAACAGCUUACACUCCAUUUGUUCCACCAUCCAGUGGUACAGCCAGCGAAGUAGGCAUAAGUUCUGAUAAGAGUCCGGAACAGCGUGCCCUUCUUGUUGAAUCCAGAAGACAGGAGGUAGUGUUCUUGGAUAAUGAGAUUUCGUUCAACGAGAGUAUCAUUGAGGAAAGAGAGCAAGGAAUUCAAGAAAUCCAACAGCAAAUUGGUGAAGUAAAUGAGAUUUUCAUAGAUCUUGCGAGGCUUGUUCAUGAGCAAGGAGCAACGAUUAAUGAUAUUGGGUCCAACAUCGAGCAUUCCCAUGAAGCAACUGAACAAGCAAAAUCUCAGCUAGCCAAAGCUUCAAAUACUCAAAGAUCAAAUUCUUCUUUGGCAUGUUUGCUUUUGGUAAUAUUUGGAAUCGUGCUUCUCAUCAUCAUCAUCGUUGUUGCUGCUUAGUCGGAGCUCAAUUCCACUGUGAACCAAAUGCAGUAUGUACUAUGUACUGAGCUGCUGAUAGUCUCCCUUGCAAAUGAUUUCACUAAAUGAUGAUUUACUAGAGCUCAUGAUUGACUAUGGUUUGUCUCAGCUGGUUCCAGACUUUCAGUACAGCAUGGGGUGGGAAUUCACUUAGUGAUCGUGAUUUUGUUGUGGGGUCUCUAUGUUGGUGUAUCUUCUUAUAUCCUUAAUAAAUCAUCAUAUCAAAUUCUUUCUUUACCUGUAAAUGCUAAAUACGACUCGAAGAGUGGUAUUGCUGACUCUUCUCAGCUAUACGUCUUUGAGAAUUUGUUAAAGGAAAAUUAAAUGUGCACCACUUUAACCAACCA
Molecule: messenger RNA, 1382 nt
Organism: Lotus japonicus
Lineage: Eukaryota; Viridiplantae; Streptophyta; Magnoliopsida; Fabales; Fabaceae
Product: syntaxin-22-like
Exons: 7
Coding region: 202-1014 (270 amino acids)
Biological process (GO): intracellular protein transport; vesicle fusion; vesicle-mediated transport
Cellular component (GO): SNARE complex; membrane; endomembrane system
Molecular function (GO): SNARE binding; SNAP receptor activity
Source: RefSeq, a predicted model, not a curated record